AUGGCUCGGCUCUACCUCGUGUAUUCUCACCCUGGGUGGUACGUGCUUCCCUCUCACUCUGGUCCUCUCCUCGCUGCACCCCUUCUCACCGCACUUGCUCGCGUGUCUCCCUUCUCUCCAUACGCCGCUUUUUGUUCCAACUUCAUCACACGCUCGUUGCUCUCCUGCAAGCCGCUUCCAUCAGUUUUCCUCUCUCCCCUCUUCCCCAUCCCAUUCUUCCCCCUCAAUCAGCUGCGGCGCAUGCUGCUUGCUCUCAGGGCGGUGGGCGCCAAUCUACCAGCGGCUGUGCUGUGCCAGCUGCUGCCAGCGCCGUACGCAGUCAGGCCCGCCGGGUUGUCCAUUUCAGGGGCGCCCUCCAAUCCUCCAUCCUCUCUCCCCCUGCUCCCUCCUCCCCUCAUUUUCUUCUCUCCUACCUCUUCCACCCUCUUCCGUUUCCUUCCCUGCCUCUCCCAUCUUCCCCACUCCCUCCUACCCCCCAAAUCAGCUGCGGCGCAUGCUGCUUGCUCUCAGGGCGGUGGGCGCCAAUCUACCGGCAGCUGUGCUGUGCCAGCUGCUGCCGGCGCCAUACCUGCCGCUCGCCUUCCACCUCCUCUCCUCCUCACCACUCCUCGACUCCGCCACCACGCACGCGUACAUCCAGUGCAUCUGGGAGGUGCCUCUGCUGGAGCUGCUCGCCAGUCGCCUGGAAGCAGCAGGAGACACGGCAACGCUAGUGCUCGUGCUCCCAGUGCUAGCGCUGCCCUCCUGCAACGCGCACAACCCGCCCUUUGUGCGCCGGGCCCACGUGCGCCGCUGCUCCCUGCGCUUCUUCCGCUUGCUCGCCUCGCAGCUGGGCGCAGGACCGGAGUUCAGGGCGGAAGCGGAAGGGUGCGGCCGGGGAGUGUCGCGGCAUGCGCGGGGAACGGCGGGCAGGCGCACGCGCCCGUUGACCAGGAACGCGCGGACAAAGCGGAGAGCGGUCAGGGCGGAUGGGGAGCGAGCGCGGACGCGGGCGCGAAAGAGGAUGGGGUAGGCGCGGAGCUGGUGGGCGGAGGAGGGGGGGAGGCGGAAGAGCAUUUGUCGUCUUCUGGGCGGACGCUGGGCAAUUUGAUCAUAUCCAUUGUGGGCGCAGGCGUGUUGGGGCUGCCCUAUGCGUUCAUGCGCUCGGGCUGGCUCGUCUCCCUCGUCUCUCUGGCCGCCACGGCUGCUCUCACCCACCGCGGCAUGUACCUGCUGCUCGCCGCGCGCGCCCUGCAGGAAGACUGGGAGGCGGAGCAGCUUGGGCUGCCACAGCAGCAGCAGGGUGCGCUGCCGCAGAAGCAGAUUCAGAUGCAGGAGGCAAAGACAGGGGGAGAUGGCAGUAAGGAGGGAUCAGAGCAACGGGGAGGUGGAAGGGAGACGGACUCGCUGCUUGCCAGAGAAAGCAUGGAACAACCAUCACAAGCAGCAGCAGCAGCAGCAGCAGCAGCAGCACCUCUUAUCACCCUACAGAAAUCACCAUCCGCAGCAGAGCAGGCUUGCACCAGCACCACCAGCACCGCCACAAUGGUCACCAGCAGGGCGGGGGGGAAGGUGCGGUCGUAUGGGGACCUGGGUGAGCGGGUUUACGGAGCGGUGGGGCGCGGUGCAGUGGACGCCAUGGUGCUGGUGAGCCAGGGCGGCUUCUGUGCCGUGUUCCUGGUGUUCAUGGGCCACAACGUCGCCAGCGUGCUCUGGGGCUCGACUCUAGACUCUUCUCUUGUCAUUGCGGCUAUUGCCCCUUUCCAGGUCAUGCUGUCGUGGCUGCCGUCUCUCACUCAACUAGCUCCUUUCAGCAUAUUCGCCAGCGCCGUCAACUUCUGUGCCUUCUCCCUCGUUAUCUUCUACGGCCUCACCUCCUUCCCAGGCCUCGACUCUCUCUCCGCCUUCACAACCCUCCACGACGCACCCUUCGCGUUCGGCGUCGCAACCUAUGCACUCAACGGCGCUGGCAUGACUCUCUCCCUCGAAUCAUCCAUGCAAAACCGCGCCCAGUUCCCCGCCGUACUCGCUACAGGCCUCUCCGUCAUCUCGGUUCUAUACGCCGCCGUCGGCACGGCGGGGUAUUUCGGGUUUGGGAACGAGACGAAGGAGAUUGUGACGCUGAAUCUGCCACCCGGGUGGCAGAGCUUGGCAGUGAAGCUCGGCGUGUGUGCCGCUCUCUUCUUCACUUUCCCUGUCAUGAUGACCCCGGUGCAUGAAAUGGCCGAGCGAUACCUCUCCUCCUCUCAGGAAAUAUACAACAGCUUUCUCUCUCCCUCCGUUGCUCCCGCCCGCCGUCGGCUAUUCGUCUGCUUCGUCCGCUCGCUCACCGUGCUUUUCAUCGUGCUGCUAUCAGUAUCAGUGCCGCAUAUUGGCGCGUUCAUCUCCCUUAUAGGCUGCAGCGUUUGCUCGGCGUUGGGGUUUGUCGUUCCUGCACUGUUCCAUAUGAAGGCUGCGAGAGGGAAGUUGGAGGGAUCUGCAGUGGUGGGAGACUGGUUCCUGGUUGGGUUUGGUGUAGUCUUCGGGUUAUGGGGUACCUGGAAUGCGUUGCAGCAAAUGCUCGUUUGA
Molecule: messenger RNA, 2547 nt
Organism: Closterium sp. Yama58-4
Lineage: Eukaryota; Viridiplantae; Streptophyta; Zygnematophyceae; Desmidiales; Closteriaceae
Source: the annotation of a GenBank genome assembly